AUGACCCAGUCUCGCUUAACAGAUAUAGAAUAUGAUAGGUUGGUGCUGCAGUUUGCCCACGAUAAAAAUUCUAAAUACUACAAACUCUGUCAUAACCAAGAAAUCGUGAAUUAUCUCCAAAUCAACAGGAAAAGAGGGCUCUAUAAUUGCAAUCAUUGCAAACACAGCUUUGCCAAUGUUUAUGAACUAGCUUUGCACUUUGAUUUUUACAAUGUCAACCGCCAAUACUACUGUGACUCUUAUGGUUGUCCUUACGCCAUUUUGGGGUUUGCCAGCAGCAAUGAAUGCAAUCGUCACUUGAAUUCUGUCCAUGGUGAAAAAAACCAUGUUUGCUGUGAAUGUGGGGUUAAGUUCAGUAGAAUCGACCAAUUGAACGCCCAUGUAUCAAGGACUCAUAGGAACCCUCAUAGUCGAUUCAACAAAAAAUUGUCAAAACAGAACUCCACUGGUAAGUUUCGAAAUAACUUUCCUGUGGACUCUUUAUCAUCAUCAAUUCUGGCACCAUCUAGCAGUCCAUCAAUAAUGAUGCCACAACAUCAACCUUUGUCCCUUAAGACCCCAUAUCCAUCUGCUCCUUCUUCGCCUUGCUACCCUCAAAGCUACCAACUACCCCCAAUUAACCCUCACUUUACAGGUAUUGACAAGUCUACAAAUGUCUUGCCGUCAAUUUCUACCCUCGAUUCAAGAUUGGUAUCUCAUCCAAUGAGAUCGCAUUCUAAUCCCUUAAUUGAUUACUUUUCUACAAUACCACAAUCUGUGGAUAAUACGAUGCCACUAAGUGGCACUGGUUUUACCUACUCUGAUCAUGAUAAUUCUGCGAGCCACCAAGAAGAUCGGUCUAACAUUAAUGGAACGGAAAGAUAUCACCAUUAUAACACUACCAAAGAUAAGAAACGAAAUCAAUUGGUAAAGAAGACCAGUAAAUUGAAAAUCAAUUAUCUAAUCAAUUGA
This is a messenger RNA of Saccharomycopsis crataegensis, 951 nucleotides long. RefSeq lists its product as uncharacterized. NCBI's taxonomy places the organism in Eukaryota, Fungi, Ascomycota, Saccharomycetes, Ascoideales, Saccharomycopsidaceae. The record is from RefSeq and is a predicted model, not a curated record. Bases 1 to 951 code for a protein of 316 amino acids. The transcript has a single exon.